Molecule: messenger RNA, 1952 nt
Organism: Boleophthalmus pectinirostris (great blue-spotted mudskipper)
Lineage: Eukaryota; Metazoa; Chordata; Actinopteri; Gobiiformes; Gobiidae
Gene: hexb
Product: hexosaminidase B (beta polypeptide)
Exons: 14
Coding region: 52-1698 (548 amino acids)
Biological process (GO): carbohydrate metabolic process; glycosaminoglycan metabolic process; ganglioside catabolic process
Cellular component (GO): membrane
Molecular function (GO): beta-N-acetylhexosaminidase activity
Source: RefSeq, a predicted model, not a curated record
UUGAUUCCGCGUCUGUGCUGUGGUCUUGUGACUCUGGUGCUCUCCAUCAACAUGCGCUGUUCUCUCCAAUUUAUCGCUCUUCUGUUGUCCUUUUAUUCAAGUCAAGGACUCCAGUUCAAUAACAUUGAAGAGGAGACUGAGUUUGUAAAUGCGAACUCGAAGUAUGGCUCUCUCUGGCCUCUUCCACAAAAGGUGAAUUUCUCAGAUGUUUCAUUCAAGUUGAGCAGCGCCAGCUUUAGGAUAGUCGACGCCAAAGAAUCAUCUGCUGGAGCAAGUUGUGGUUUGCUGCAAAAUGCCUAUAGAAGGUAUUUUGACUACAUUUUUGAGGGCUCCAAAAAGCAGUGGCCAGGUAAAAGCAGGCGCACAGGUGCCUCUGAGCUGGGGGAGCUGCAGGUGUGGAUCACGUCAACUGACUCGGAGUGCGACGCUUACCCCAGUGUGUCUACGGACGAGUCAUAUGAACUAAACGUGGACCAACCUGUUGCUGUGCUAAAGGCACCAAAGGUUUGGGGAGCUUUGCAUGGUUUAGAAACAUUCAGCCAGUUGGUGUUUAAAGAUGAAUUUGGGAGUAGGAACAUCAAUGCGACUACAGUCAGCGAUUUCCCCAGAUUUGCACACAGAGGUAUCCUGCUGGAUACGUCACGACACUUUUUACCAAUUAAAGUCAUCUUGGCCAACCUGGAAACAAUGGCAAUGAACAAAUUCAAUGUCUUUCACUGGCAUAUAGUAGAUGACCCUUCCUUCCCUUACAUAAGCAAGACCUUCCCUCAACUAAGUCAGAAGGGAGCUUACCAUCCUUACACACACGUGUACACCCCAGCUGAUGUGAAGAUGAUCAUUGAGUUUGCCCGUCUCAGGGGAAUUCGUGUCAUCCCAGAGUUUGACACUCCAGGGCACACACUUUCUUGGGGAAGAGGUCAGCCAGAUCUUCUUACACCUUGUUACUCUGGCUCUUCUCCGUCUGGCACCUUUGGACCUGUCAACCCCAUUGUGAACACUACUUAUGAUUUCAUGACACAGUUCUUCAAAGAAAUCAGCUCUGUGUUUCCUGAUACCUAUGUGCAUCUCGGAGGUGAUGAGGUGGAUUUUACCUGCUGGAAGUCCAACCCAGACAUUCAGGCUUUUAUGAAGCAGCAAGGUUUUGGAGAAGACUUCACAAAGCUGGAGUCCUUUUAUAUUCAAAGACUUUUGGAUAUUGUUGGCCAGACCAAUAAAGGCUACAUGAUCUGGCAAGAGGUGUUUGAUAAUGGUGUGAAGCUAAAACCAGACACAAUUAUCCACGUUUGGAAAGGAAACCAACAGCAAUACCAGAAUGAGAUGGCGCAAAUUACAUCAGCUGGUUACCACACCUUGCUGUCCACUCCAUGGUACCUGAAUUAUAUCUCCUAUGGCCAGGACUGGCAUACCCAUUACAAGGCUGACCCUCAAGAUUUUCAGGGAACUGAUAAGCAAAAGGAGCUUGUGAUUGGUGGAGAAGCCUGUCUAUGGGGCGAGUAUGUAGAUGGCACCAACCUGACACCAAGACUCUGGCCUCGUGCUAGUGCUGUGGCUGAGCGUCUGUGGAGUGCAAAAGAUGUGAGAGACCUGAACGAUGCUUAUAGCAGACUGUCAAGCCAUCGUUGUCGUAUGGUGGAGCGUGGAAUCCCAGCAGAACCACUAUUUACCAGUUAUUGCCCUCAUGAGUACAAAGGGAUUUAAGAAAAGAACCUACUGGACUCUCAUCUUAAAGGGAAAUGCAUUUUUAUUGAUUUGUAUAUUCUGAAUGCUCAAAUAACUUCAUAAAUUUUGCAAUUUUUUCGGGUUAUUGUACAUUAUCUGUACAAUAGGUUGAUCAUACUACUCUGAGUACUCUGACUUCUUGAUUGCACUUUGUCUUAUUUUACAUUUUUAAGUGUUUGAUUUUACAAAAAUAUUUGUAUUCAAAAUAAAAGCGCACAACACAAUAAGAAAAA